GCUUAGUGUGUUUGGGGAGGGGCUGAUUUGUUCACACAUUGUGCUUUUUCAUCAGCAGGACAGUGAGGCAGGCAGAGCUGAAGGUUGACUGACGGUAACACUGCGUUCACCACAUCACCUUCAUUAACUGCACCAUCCGUCAACCGCUGCUUUGGCUUGUUUGGCCAAAUCCUACAAACCUUGCGCGUCUUUUUUCGGGGCAGAUGGGUCGGUGUGGCCAAGUUUACUUCACCAACUAGUUGUCUAAGUUUGGACUAAUGAACUUGUGACAGAUUACUGCGAAGGAUCCAGAUGCGUAAAACUGCGUACGGGUGCUGUUUGGCUUUUUUACGCACGGACCCCAAUCAUCUACACUUGAUCAGAGUUUGAUUUUUUUUAAAUUCUCUGCAUCCAAAGAAAGGAAAAAGGAGGAGGACCCACGCUCCAUCGCCGGUCUCGUGCCUUCUUUGUACACAGCAGCAGCUGCAUGUAAAUGCAUGGGGCACACGGCGUCUGCUGCUCCCUGAGCCACAGUCCUGCCUACAUGUGGGCUCCCUCGGAGGUGAAAGUAUCGAUCCAGGUGUAGAAGAGGAAUAUCAAAAGUUCACCUGCACACACGGCUCUAGUUUACCCUGCUGAAGAGUCCGUCUCUGCGCGUCACCUCUCUCUCUCCCCCUCCUCUCUCUCUGUGUUUGCGCUUGGAUUGUAAACGCCUGAAAACAAAUUGAGCUCCGUGCAGCGCUGCGCGGCCACCACACACUCUCCCAACACACUCCACACCAUGGAUGUACGGUUUUACCCGACCGCCGGUGGAAACCCUAUCCCCGGAGAUCCACCUAACAUGGAUUUUGCGCACUGUUUGGGUUACUACAACUUCAACAAGUUCCAGAACAACAACUACAUGAACAUGGCUGAGGCAAAUGGAGCCCUGCUGGCUGCUGGUGAUACAUUUCAUACACCAAGCCUAGGUGAUGAGGAGUUUGAGAUUCCACCCAUUACACCUCCACCAGAAACAGAGUCUGGUCUUGGUUUGUCUGAAGUGGACUCUCCAUUCCCACCAAUGCCAGAGCCCCCAGGUCCACACAGGGGUCCAUUAAUCCCACAGUUCCCUCCCCAGAGCCUGGAUCUGCCUUCCAUUACCAUCUCACGCAACAUGAUGGACCAGGAAGGGAUGACUGUCAACAACGGGCAGCCUGUGAAUAUGGGUCCGGGCCACCUGCGUCAAUACCCACCAAAUCCAGCAAUGGUGAUGAAGUCCAUCAUCAACAUGAGCAACUCUAAUGGAAUGAUGGCAAGGAGUCAGCUUGCAACCAUCAACCAAUCACAGCUCAACACGCAGAACCUAAGCAUGGCAGGACCUAACAUCACCCAUACCUCCCCGUCUCCACCUGCCAGCAAGUCUGCUACGCCCUCACCCUCCAGCUCCAUCAAUGAAGACGAGCAGGAUGACAGCAACAGGGUUAUCGGUGAGAAACGACCAGCUCCCAUCGAUCCUGCAAAGAAACCCAAGACUCCAAAGAAGAAGAAGAAGAAGGAUCCAAAUGAGCCUCAGAAGCCGGUGUCUGCGUAUGCUCUGUUCUUCAGAGACACCCAGGCUGCCAUUAAGGGUCAGAAUCCCAAUGCUACUUUUGGGGAGGUGUCCAAGAUUGUGGCCUCCAUGUGGGAUGGUCUGGGAGAGGAGCAGAAGCAGGUUUACAAAAGCAAAACAGAAGCUGCCAAGAAAGAGUAUCUGAAAGCCUUGGCUGCGUACCGUGCUAGUCUGGUUUCCAAAGCUGCAGCAGAGUCAGCUGAAGCCCAAACCAUCCGCACAGUGCAGCAGACUCUAGCCUCCACCAGCUUGUCCCCAGGCCUGGUGCUGCCUUCACCUCUGAACCAGCACCCCUCGAUGUCGUCAGCAUCCCAGGCCUUACAAAGAGCCAUCGCGCCGAAGCCUCUGCAGAUGAGACUAGGAGGAAGUCAGAUUGUGACUUCGGUCACAGUUUCCCACCAAAACAUGUCAUCUGGAAUGCCACCGCAGCUGCUGGGCCAGAUGGGUGCAGGAGGAGGAGCCAUGGUGGCAGGUGCCCAGUCAACGGCAGUGUCUCAGAUGAGCCCGCCCAUGCAACCGGUGCAGCAGCCGCAACAUGCAAUGCAGCAGCUUCAACAGCAGCAGCAGAUGCAGCAGCACCUCCAGCACCAUCAGAUGCAGCAACAGCAGAUGCAUCACCAGCAGAUCCAGCAACAGAUGCAGCAUCAGCAAUUUCAGCACCACCUCCAGCAGCAGCUGCAGCAGCACCACAUGCAGCAGCAGCAGCAGCAGCAACAACAGCAGCAACAACAACAGCAGCAGCAGCAGCAACAAAUGCAGCUGCAGCACAUGCAGAUGUUGCAUCAGCAGCAGAUUCAACAUCUCCAGCAGCAGCAGCAGCAGCAUCAGUCCCAGUGUUCCCCUCCGCAGCAUUCUCCUGGCACACCACAUUCAGUGGCAGGCUCCGCGUCACUGGGCAGCCCACAACCAGCCCCCCAGCAGCAGCCGCCACAUCCCUCCCAAAUCCAGGCCCAUGCUCAGGUCCUGUCCCAGGUCAGCAUCUACUGAGCCAAAUCUCAAAGAACAUAAAUAAAUGAAAGCAUCAUUCCACGUUGCUUUUCUAAGUUGCACUUAAGAAGUGUGUAAGAUUUAGAAUGUUAUACAAAGAAGUUGUCCAUUGUUAUAGACGGAUAUGCACAAGAGUGUAUAGGAAGUUAACUUGUUAGCUGGGAUUUUGUCUAUAAAAUAGGCUGAGCUAAGACAGUUGGGGCGUCGCCCAGUGAUUGUUUAUUUGUUUGUUUGUGAGGUCUCUCAGUUGUCUCGUUAGAAUGACUGGACACAAAACGUUGGAAGGCGCGAGUCUUUUGCUGUUUUAUUUAACACUAAAGCUUUAUUUAUGAGGCCGGAGUUAUCAGCAGACCGCAGCAAAAGGACUUUCACCGAAGGAAUUUUUAUCAGCGGACUGACUGACUCACAGGACCCUUGCUGAAAACUUGCAACCACACAACACUGGUCAGUAUGUAAAAACACUUUGUUUACUGCAGGCUUUUAUCUUUCACUACUUGUUCUCACAGAUGUAAUUGUUCAAAGUUUAGCAUGAAAGAAACCAUCAAACAGAAUUGUCACAUCAGAGGCGCGGUGUGAUAUUUAAAUACGCUUAAACCACAUCACACACACUGUCACGGAGAACAAAGAGAACUGAAAAUGAAAGGUCUUGGGAUGAAGAUCUGUGGAUGAGUGAGUGACUAGACUCAGACACACACCCACCAUGAAUCAUCUAUGUAAUCACAUCAUCAAACUGUAGCUGUAAUCUGCUGUACAUGUUUUGUAGAUUCAACCCUCCAGGUGAUUUGCUGAAAAUCUUGUAACUGGCAUCCCCGUUACCCCGUAAAAAUCUCUUCUUUAAUCUAUUUGUUUUUACUUCAGAUGUCUAACAAUUAAAUUAUGUUUUUAUUUUGUGUAACAAAAAGGGAUAUUUUAUGGUAAAUAUUCAAUUUUCUGGGUCAAAGUAGAUGGUUUGGGAUUAAUGUAUUUUUAUUCUGCACCAUCAUUGUUUAGUAAAAAAACAAAAAAAUAAAAACUAGCAGAGCCAGAUUGAUGCACUGCCAAAGCUAACUCAAAAAGACAUUGGAGGUAUUUUUGCCAGCUGUGUAAAAGCCCCUGAAAAAAGCAAAUGUUGUACAUUUUUCAUAUCACCUGUUGUAAAGUUUUAAUAUGUGAGGCUUUAAUUAAAACGUUGUAAAACGACCUGUGGAUUGCUAUAUCACAUAGUGCAUUUCUGCUCUUUUAUACUUUUUUAUGAGUUACAAUAGCGGUGAUUUUCAUUUUGUUUGUAUUUUGCUGACACACCAACUGCUUCUGAAACUGUUCACAGAUAAAUGCUAUCCAUAUGGAGCGCAAGAGAAAAUGUGCCAGAAAACGUAAUUUAAUGUUGGAGUUUUUCGCUGGUCCAUGAAGUGGAAUCCUGAGACGUUCCAUCUCAAAUAUGAUAGCAGCCAUAAUUUUGUAUGAAGUAUUAUAUAUUGAUUUGUGUCACUGUUCAGAAUUAAACUAUCAAUCACAAAUAUAUAUUUGAAGGAAUCACUUUAUUUCAAAGCUCAGAUUAGCAACAGGAUGUGAGAGAUGUUUCUUUAUGCCAAGGUUCAGUACGGAGGAUUUUCACUGUGGAACACUGGUGUCUACGUGUUUUUGACUACUACACAAAUGAAAAUACUCCACUCUGCAAAAUGAGUAAAUAUAUGUAAAAUGUCCAAUGUUAUGUAGGUGGGUAUUCUGUGUAGUCUGGGUUUCAAUAAAUCUGCAAUAAAUUAGAAAGCAGUGUUAUUUACUUUAGGUGGCACAGCUCUGUAGGUAAUAGAUGUGCGUUGUGUAGUAGGGUUGUGCCAAUACAUCGAUUAUUAGAUUAAUCUCGCUGCGACACGUGACGAUUCGACUACGAUUUUCACAAUAACAAAAGGACCGGAAGACAGCCGCUGCUCGUGGAACGAAAGUAAAAGUCGCGCGUGCCGCCGGGACACCUGAAGGAAAGGACCAAAAGAAGAUGUCGGCAGCCAACUCUGCUACAGUUCGUUAAGGACUCAAUAUUAACGUUUGGAAGCAUGUUGGUUUUUAUCAAUAUGAAAAUGCAAAAGGUAUUUACAAAACCAACUCCAUAUGUAAGGCGUGUAAACUUGAAUUAAGUAUAGUGGUAAUGAUACCACACAAUCAUGCGACCACUCGUUUCCACCCCGGGUUAGGGGAUGAGAACAAUCCGCCGGUUGUUGCUGCUAACCACCGAACAAUAGAAGAAGGAUUGUCAAUACAACUUUCGAAGCGAAAGUACUUUGCCCGGAAAGCAGUUCCCUAACUCUACAACGUCACCAAAACCAAAGUACUGGAAUCACUGAAAAAGAGUGUUGGAUAGCUCCAACGUGCGAGUGUUACGUGCGGUGUUCUGCAGCUGAUGAAGUUUACUCCCACAAAUUGAUGCAGAGAAAAACCUUCCACGGUUUCCAGGAAAAACCAUCGAAAUUCUCAGGGAAACAGGCUGGUUAACAUCCUUCCUGUUUGCCCCCUUCGUUCUGAGUCAUGGCAGUGACGAGCUGAAACAUCCGAGGGAGAGGCACAGAAACUCCUGUUGGCAGUUAAAAAGAACCAGCGGAGGAAAUAAGAGUUCUGCAGAGGAGAGGUCAGAUUGAGAUGGAGCUGCACAGAGGUGUCUACAGGAUGCUGUGUCUCCCCCUCCCACAUCUUCUGCCUGGUACUGAGUCGAUACACACUGCAGCCUGAGGCCUGGCCUGGACUCCCCACUGAGUUUGUAGCUCAGAUCAAAGAGCUGCAGAGAACAAUGCCAUUUCAUGCUGGUUUUAUCUUCCCGGGGUUCUCAUUGUGUUUCCUGUGGAAAAUGGAGCCCGUCUGCAGCGUGUACACAGCUGGAUGGAAGACAAGACCUCCAGAUUGUAAGUACAAACAUGGAGUCAGAUUUUUAGGGCCUGUGCUCUUUCACAGUCACCGCAAACAUGUCAAUGAAAGUCUUUUUAGAUUUGCCCAAAAUCGGACAUUGUGUGUCUUCAACUUGCUCCUUCUUAUGAAGUUCUUAGAGAUGGUUUCUUCACGUCAUUUAUUUUUAUGGCAUGGCAAUCUGGAGGCUAUCCAAAUGUCAAGGUCAUUUAUCUUGCUGUUCAUCCGCUCCCGGGCCUUUUGUGUGGUGAGAAAGAGGCACAGGCCCAUAUUGCAUUUCAUGACCUAUUGUGUCAGAGGAGGACCCAGACAAACAGGUGGGAGCCCUAAUGUGAGCUCCUCAUGGACCAGACUCACCAAAUCCAGGACCCAGUCUUUAAUAAGACGCUCAGGCUUGCCACAGUGCUGAGACUGGCCACAGUGCUUGGUUUUCUUGGUGGUCAGAUGGCAACUUUAGGGAUGCUAAUGAAUGUACAGAAGAAAAAAAAAACACGUUUGUCCCCCACACUGCCCCCACUAUCUGCAAUCUGCGUCCCUCGGUUUAUCAUCAGUGCUGAAACCGCAGAGCCGUUUUACCAGGCCUCUACUGCAGCGGAGACAUUUAGCCUAUUGUGAUGCUAAUUCUUUCAAAUUUGAUGUCUAAAGCUUGUUCUUUUUAUGAGACUGGCUCUUUUGACAGAGUACAAGCACCUUUUUUGUCACCACACAGGAACCUGUAGUCACGGGUUGCUCUCAUUGCCCCCGAAGGCAAAUUUAAUUUAAAGUGCAUUUCCAUUUUGAGAUGAAUCACAUGUUUCCUUGUUUUGUACAGUAGAAUGGAGACAGAUCGUCUUUCUUUGGUUUUAAAGAACAGCUCUGAGAUUAAGUAAGCUGAUUGUAGCCCUUUCACCAUCAGAAUUACGGUUGGUAACCCUAGCCCGGCCUGUCUGCUCCGGGGCUUAAACACACACAGAGUUGGGGACACUGGAUGUGAAUGUCAUCUCACAGAUACUGUUUCCUCAUCACAGUCUUACCUCCAGUCCCACAACCUCUGACACAUAUUCUUAUUCAUUCUCACAGAGCUGAAACAUCUUAGUAAGACAGAAAGAUAUUCAGCUACAAAGGUUUUGUCAUUGGGCAUCAAGAUGGGAUGUCAGGCAGACUAGGAAGAAGCCCCUCAGCUCCUUGUCAGGUGUGUGUGUGUGUUUGUGUGUGAGAUUCCCAGUGCCGUACGGAGAUGUGUCUUGAAUUUAUUGAAUUUGUCAUUUUCGGCCUGGGAGUGAAGAGGGCACCUGCGUGCUGUCGUAACUCCCCGCACCAGCACCGUCACUCGCAUCACGUAGUGACAGAUGAUGUGCAGGGACAGCCCUGGAGCAAAGGAGAGUUUCUGCACAAGUCCAUCGUUGCACGUGUGCAUUAUUCAUCAGGCGCCGGGUAAACAGCUGAAAGCAAAUUUACUUUAUCAAUUUUCUCAUAAAAGCGCAGACCAAAAGUCACCCAGGGUUUCAGCACCAAGAUCGUAGCUAUUUAAGAGUCAAAUUGAUGCUCACUGUCAAAAAGAGAGCCGUUGUAGCCGCGGAUACUGACCACCCACGUCAGUGUUAGAUCAAAGAGAGGGACGGCAGUGGCUGAAUAUUCACUGACGUUAUUGGAGUGUGAUAUCUCCGACACAGUCACUAACUGUGGGAAAUGAAGUUGAGCUGAUAGAGAUUUUUCCCUCUGUUCUGGUGUCUUUUGGGGGAUUUUGUGCUGUGGUACAGUGUAUCUGUCUGAGGUCAGGAUCACAUAUGUGCCACCCACUCUGAAAGACUCCUCACUGCUGCGGUCAAGGUUGUUUUUCCUCACUGGACAACGUGUUGUAGGCAAAAGGAAAAUGGUUUCCUCAGUGAAAUGUGUAAUCAAAUGUCAGAUAAGAAUAGCAUGAGGUCAUGGCAGUUCCCACAAUGUGCUGUUUGAUAUGAACGUGUAUGUGUGCCCGUCAGUGUGCAUGACUCAGUUUUAUUAUCGUAGAUACACUUGAAUACAGAUUAUCAGCCUCCCUUUAGAGAAUUUUUAAUACUUUGCAAAGAAUUACAUUCAAGAGGGGGACGUGGUACACGCUAACUUUAGGGAGGCUCACAUUGCAGUAUUUUAUACAAAGAAUCUAAAUUUUGUCGUAAAAUUUGAUAGUACCAAGGUCAAAAUGAUGCUCCUCAAAUACUUCAAAUACUGUAUGGAGACGCUUGAGCCAUUUACUGAAUAAGGGUGUGGCGUCUACAGUUAGCCGCGGCAACGCAAAGAGUUAUUUUGAUCGUUAAUAAAGUGUUUAUCUUGACAAAUGGUGUGUUAAACAUUCAAGCAAUUAUUAAUUUAGUGAAAAGGGACAUAUAAGUGUGUCCACAAAUACCCAUUGCAUGUUUAUGUGUGUGGUCUAUGUGUGUUUGUGUGCUGGUUUAAUGCUGUGCUGCUUUUACGGCUGCUCUCCUACAUGUCUCUCUCAUGCUCAGUUAAGUCGGUGCCACCUGUGAUUAAUAAGAAAUAUCCCAUAUCCAACAGGUUAAUGUUUAAUCAAUCUCACUGCCUGAAUGGACCGGGUUGUUUUUAACCAUUGCAUCACAUUAAAUGCAUCGAGGCUUUCUGCAGCUAAAAUCCCAUUAUUUCUGCUUGCAGCUAAUGUUUAUGAGUCACAGGUGAGGAUAUUUAACACCGAGCCUUCGUGUUUGUUCUGUCUAUCAAGGACAAAGUUACUCAGGACAGAAUAGUGUGAUAGGGGUUUGAGUAUCUGAAAUGAUGACAUCAGGUUAUUUUCAUAUCAUUUUUUUUUUCAUUUUUAUCUUCCACACACGUUCUCUGUGAUGUGUGUUUCUUCGUCAGUGUGAGCUGCAGCCCUGUGACUUGACUCAGACACUUGCUCUAUGAAAUCAACACCCACUCAGCAAUAAUGCUCUCUGAGGCUUGGCCGGUUUACUAAAUAAUCGAUCCAAAUAAAAGCAGCAGAUAAAAUUGACUGACCCUCAUAUACUUAAUUAUUGCAGCUAUUUGACCAAAUAGCAUUUUUCAGGAUGCUGUGUGUCACACGCCAUCAAUAUUCCUUUAAUCGCUGUUAGUUAUUGCCCUACUUUGUUACUGCGGUGGAUGGCCGGUCUCUAGUGGUCAGUUUGGCCCAGGGCAACGGGGAAUGAGAUGCUAAAUGGUUGCGCAAACAAUUUGAUUAUGCCGUUUAAUUCCCGUCAUAUAGAUCUGCAGGGCCUGCUGAUGCACUCACUUUAGUCAGACUGUACAGAGAGCAGAGUGCUGACCUGCCCACAUCACAACUCCACCACCAGCAGUGGCCCUGAAAGAGCUGGAUUUCCCCUCCGUGGCCUCACAAUCAAUAGUGUCUGCUCUCUGUGGGUAUGGUGUGUGUCUUACAUAUUUCACCUCCUACCACAGAAGUGUCAGCUCCUGUUUGAUGGCUAUGACUGAGCAGUGUUUGGCGUAUGAGGACGUGUGUUGGAAAAUCUGACAUUCGUGACCAUUUGGGAUUAGUUUUUAGCCAAGUUAGGAAGACCUGACCAUGAGUUGACGAAUAUGGUCAAAGAUCAUAUCUGCAGAUCUAUCUGCAGAAGUGAAGCCACAGAAGCCCUCACCAGUUUAGCAAUAGUUCAUUAUCUAUGUGUAAGUCUAGAGGAAAGGCUACAUAGCAAUCAAUUUAUGACAUCAAUAAACAUUUUCCUGGAGAAAUUCUCUGGGGUUAAAAAGAAAAACUAUGGUCACUGUGGCAGGAAACCUCUGUAAAUAUCCAAACCUUCGUAAAGUUUGUUUGAUUUUGAGACCUAAAAAUUUGACUUUUCAAAUAAAGAACUCUCUCCAUCUUUACUGUACAGCCGGCGGCUGCUGUGGUUGAGGGAGAGUUGAGGGUUAACUCUCGCCAUCGAAACAGACCAUGUCAGCCAAGUGAAAAAUGAGAAAUGAGGGCAAGCUCUUAGGCCCACUUACCCAGUUCCCAAAAUUAACAUUUCAAUUCAAAACCAAUAAUAACGCAUUGUGUCUGGCAUGAAUGAGUGCUGCUGCAAAGGGAAGGCGAUACCUCCUGUUCCUGUGUCACUGAAAAAGCUCCUUCAUCUUCUGCUAAAGGGCCCACACAGUCUGAGGUCAGCCAGUCAGCCUUGGUUACACUGCACAGGCAUGCCUGGCUGAACGGCUCCAGCCUCCCAGUGCAUUUACAAAAGCCAGGAACUGCAAACACACACACACUCACGGUAAUGCUAAUAUCAUGCUCCGCAAGUUGAUGGCUCUUAAGUUUUGCCAAGGACUACUUAGCUCAUUGAUACAAAAGUACACUUUGUAUGCCGUGAACAAAACUGCAGUAACUAACCGGGGUAUUCAACCGUCCUGCAGGACAUUGUGAUUUAAAACACAAUAGUUAUAUAAGGUGAAAUAAUCUCUUCCUUCCUUCUACUGGUCCAUUCUGUAGCUGAGAUACUGCACCAUAUAUCUGUGAUAUCCACUCUUUGCCAUGGUAUAUCUGUAAAAGGACUGACUGGAUGUAUCUGUUUGUGCUAAACCCUGUGAUGUUCUUAGUGACACAUGAUCCCAGCUACUCCACAGAGGCCACAAACCAAACACUUUAUUGAGGGUUUUUUUUUUUUUUUGGGGGGGGGGCAUUUGGCAUUUCUCAAUGGGCCUGGGAGCCAGGUUCUGUGGAUCUGCCAAAAAGGUGUCACAGCCAACAUCUCCUGCAUGCUCCCCUCCAUCAGAGGGCAGAUUAUCCAACAGGGAGAUGAGAGAGAGAGGGACAAGGGCUACUAUCAAGUGAGCACCAUUUGUCCUGAAACUGAAGGUGUGUAAUAGCUAUCUGCUAGUUCCCAGUACUGUGCACAGGAUAAAAACAAGUUACAGAGUGCUGUACAGCUCCCAGUAUCAGGUGGAUUUGUCACUGCUACACUGUCAUUCAUUGUUGUAGGGGGGAGCUGGACCCAAACCCCAGUUAUAUACUCCAGCUAUAUAGAUAUAGAUAGUGUAGAUACUUGGUUCACUUCUAACUCACCACAUUGUUCAUUUUAGAAAAAAUAAUUUUGAACAUUACAUUUUGAAAACAUAUAACACUAGAGCCAGUUUUUCUCUCUGAAUCUUGUGUAGUAAAUAUGGUGCACAUUGUUUUCAAACUAAUCCUGCAUGAUUUUGGACAGUAGGAGGUACUGGAACAUCUUACCUACACGGGGGAGAUCAUUCAAACUCCAUACAGAGUAUCAGUUACCACUUGCUGUAAUACAAUUACUUUUUAAAAGGUUUGUUGUAGUUUACAAGUCAGGAGAGCAAUAACUUCAAUUUAUAUAACUCAUAGAUAUAUUUUUUGGUAGGUGGUAACACAUCCUAUGUUUCCAUGAACUAUGUGUACAUGAACAAUGCUAGCACUGCUGUGUUAUCCCACAAGUGCUGAUUUGAAAUUCAGAGCAGCAAUAAUUCACACUAACCUGUUUAUUAUAGAGCUCAGUUCAGACUAACAAAAUAGUCUUAAAUCAAAUGUAGUGUAAACACACUGACUGUGAGGUUCAUGGACAACAGCAACCACAUCAGCACGACCAACCAAAAGGCUCGCUCCACUAAUAGGGCCAUGUUGGGAUUGCUGCCUGCUUAGGUUGUCAAUGAAUCUGUCUUGAUCUGAGGAUUAGGCCAGUCGUUCCAAUUACAGCUUGGUGCCUUGAGGUUUGUCAGGCAUUGACACAGACGCCUGUCAAUGGAUCCUGUGCAUAUUCCAGGACCCCGCUGAGUGACAGGCGCCAACACGACAGGAGACUUUGAAAAACAGUGGCUGUCUUUGUGCGUUUGUGUGUAGGUGUCUAAUUUGAUAACAUUUUUCUAUCCACCUGCCUUUAGCUAUAAUGGUACAGACACCGUGUACAGAUACAAGCAAACAGUUGACUUCGGAUCAGGGUGUCAAACUAAAAAUUCACAGUGGGCCAAAAUUGAAAACUGGGACGAAGUCACAGGCCAUACUCAAUAUUUAUUGAAAAAUUGACAUCAAUUGUGCAUGUUUUCCCUUUUUUCUAGAUAUGUAAUGAUUAAUUGUUUUCAUAUGGAAACAAACUUAGGUUUUGCCUAAACAUUGAAUCUGGCACAACCAAAGCUCAAUAUUAUAAACAUGUGAGAAAAUACAUUUGAAAUAAAACACAUAUCAGUGAUAUUUGUUUCUUAUGUUGUCCUCUAUCUCUAGCCUUUUGUGUUCCCAACACCAUAACAACCAACUAAAAAUGUGUGUGAUAUGAUAUAGUGCGUAUACUGCUAAUACUAUAAAUUCCACCAGUAUAUAGUGGCUGUAUACUGGCAGGCCAGCUCUAAUACACAUUUGAUAUGAUCUUGCGGGCCAAAUAUAAUUAAAUCAUGGGCCAGAGUUUGUCCACGGGCCUGAGUUUGACACCUGUGCUUUAGAUCAAGGAACUAAACUAGACUCCCAGAUGUGCUGGGACUCACCAGCAUAUAGAAAGUGACUCUGAUGCCUGCAAAUAUCUUGUCAUCCUAAACAAGCCACAACACGCGCGAGAGAGAGGAGAGAGAGUGAAUGAGAGAGAGACUUUGUGAGUUUGUUGGUGAGGGCUGUUGGGGGUUCACUGCGUAACAUGUGCAAGAAAUAGAGCAUCCUGAUUGGCCAGGCCUGCUCAGUAGACUAAUCAGCUCUUUGUAGCUUUUAUCAUUUUCCUCCCAGACCAAAUUGCUGUGCCUAAAAGCAUUAUGGUAAAGGGAGAAAAAAAAACUAAACUCACUUCACCUCAGAUUUCACUGAAUUGCACCCUUUUCUAAUAAGGGUAAAAUAUAAUGACAGUGUAGUGUGAAAUAGUGUUUACAGCAGUAGUGUCAGCAUCAACCAUGCCAGGUUAAACAACUGUGAGAAGUGUGUGGAGCUGAGUUUAACAAGUGUCCUUCCGUGUGCUUACUCUUCAGGUCCGUGUGGUUGUCACAUAAAAAAACAAUCUUGAAAAUUAAAGUUGCAAUGAAACAUAAAUAGGUAUAGUAAAAUGAAUCUACAUUAUUCUGGGUACAUCAUCCAGUUUUCUUGUGCCUUUUUAGCAGGGGGAUGGGGAGAGGGUGGGUUGCAAAGAUGGGCUACACCUCCUGGGAAAUAUUCUUUACAGUUUGGGAUGUGUGUCUGUGAGUCAGCUGAUGUGUAUCUACAGAUCAGCCAUGAGUUUGCAGUCUGUCUGAGGAACAUGACAUGGCCAGGGCCAGAUACUGCUCAUAUGUUCAUCUCUGCAACCCCCUCCUAAUACACACACACACGCACACACAGACACACGCUUUCUCUCAGGCUUGUCACCUGGAGUACCCGCAGUGACUUAACACCCACAGGGGUGAGUCAUGUGACUGCUGUGUCCCAUGUUUGACACUUAAUAUUCACCACCUGGUGUUAUUUACAUGGCAUUAAAUGGGAGAUGGACACUGCCCUCGCUGACUCCCCCUUAUCUGAUCAGGAUAAAAUGACCAGACCUGCUGUUAGAAAAUAUUAAAUAAAAUAAUAUCAAAAGCCUCACGUUACCAGUCUGUAAUACAGUUUUUUUUUCAUAGCGCUUCCUCAGCCGUAGUUUGCCAGGCGUAAUGUUAUCCUGGAGCAAUGUUAGCAGGCUGUAAUUAAAUAUGAAUGGAGUGCUGUUGGUGCUCGGCCAGUUUGUUUCAUCGAGUGCUGGCCUGGAGAGAAACACACAUCAAAUCAGUUGUGUGGGUGUCACUAGACCCACUAUGGCGCUCUCCACGACAGGGAAUCUCAGUGGUCCUGUGUUCAAAGAAGGGGGCCCAAGUUACCGAGGCUGUAUUCAGAUUCAACCUAUUAAAAAUAGCUCACAAUAACAAACUUUUGGUGGAAAAAGAGUGUCUUUCUCGCUUCACCAGAAAUUCAUGGAGAACAGAUAUAACAGAUAGUUCAUUUAUUCUGUGUAAUUAGAUGCUGAGCAGGGCUAAUACAUAUGGUGUCAUUAAAUGGAAAUGUAGAGUUGUAAAAGGAGGACUGUAUGAUACAGGCAGCCUUUUCUAAAGAGCUGCUCUGACUGUGAGCUCCUUCUUCUCGCUGGGAGGGACCUCCUUUAUUUGAGGCAACUCAAGCAUGAAUUCUGUGAGGGAAAGAUUGGGGACAGUUAUAUUCACUUCUGUUUGUUGUCCGGUUGAAUGAAAUGACCUUUAAGAUAAAGCAAAUCUCUUGAGCAACUCAGGUGAAGAAAGGAGCGCACAAAUAGAGUAGAUGUGCUGAAAGGAACUUUUUAAAUGCAGCACUGAAGGAGGUUUGCUGGAGCAUGCUUAGUUAAAAGACUGCUGUUUGCUGGUAACCCUGCUCUGCCACCCGGACAUUGUCACAUGGAAGGAGGCGCUGGCUGUGGCUGCUGCGUACUUUGAUUCAAACAAAAGCAAACACCAGGGAUUUUCUGUUUUUCAUUUUAUUUUUGUUCAGGAAUAGUCUUGUAAUGAUUCGCUUGGGAGAAUGAAAUGGUGGAAUAAUGCAGGCUAAUCUAGAGACUGGUCAAUUAAGUUGCUCCUUCAACCUACAUUCACAGUAUGGGCCUGUAAUUAGCCCUCCAAAAGCAAAGGUAUUUUUCGCGGAUGGGUCUCUUUGAAUUCCUCCUGACUCCGGCUGGAAAACGUUGAGUCUCUGUGGCUUUGCAAAAGGCCUGUGAGCUACAGUCUCCCAGUGACUAAAUGCUAUAGUGUGUCCCGAAAAAGAGGAAUUAAAAGUCAAGGCUGUGAAAGUACAGUCAGUGAUUAAAACAACAAAAUGAACCCUUUCAUUCACAGCCACGUUUUGUUUUUUCCUGGUAGACUGGUGUGCCUCCACUCACCAACUCUGCCACCUACAAUGAGGGCAGACUCCAGGCUGCCUGCGUACUUUUGGUGAGGAAGUUAAUCAUAUACCUCAGAGUAGCACAACACAAGAAAAGCGGUGUUUGUAAACCUGCCCCCACGGCUCUGCCCAUAAUUGGCUCUACAAGUGACUGCCUCGGCUUCCUGUCAGCAUUAUAUCUGUGUUCACGCCGGCCCAGCUGCUGAGACAUUUGUUCCUCAGAAACAUGGCUGCUGUUUUGAUCGUUGGACUGUGAAAGGAAAAGUAGCCUCCACAAUGGCAGUAAUGUGUGGAGGAUUUGUCCUGGCUGUGGAGAAAGACCAGUCUCAGGCCUAAAAUGAUGAGGAUAAGAAAGACUUUAGUGAUGUAGAAGCUAGUUAUUCAUUUAUUCUUAUUUUUUUCUACUAAAAUUCUAUCCUGCAAAAGAAAACACAACAUCAUCGUAACUAGUUUUAGGAGAGGUGAGGUGUAACCAGUCGCCCAAAUGUUUUUAUAAACAUGUUGUUUUGAUAAACUUAUCUGCCUUGCAAGAGGUGGUAGAGGUGGAGUGUGCUGGAACUAUUAACAUAGUUAAUAUAAAUCAGUUUAAAAAAUUCUCCUCAAUAUUUAAAAGAAAACACUUGGCUGUAGGGAUGAAACAAUAUGUAUGAGGUUUUUAUACAAAAACCUAUAAAAAAUAUAAAUAGUGGCCAUUGUUUCUUCUUUAUUAUUUUUUUUAUUCACAAAUGAGAAAGGUUCAGGCACAAUACUGCCUCCUACUGGAUCUAUUUUUGACCAGUAAAUAUACUCAAAAGUAAAAGUAGUGCUCUUAAAAAUAAAAAAGAAUGAAAAGAGAGAGAUGUUUCAUUUGUAGCAUUGCUGAAAACAAACUGUAGACCAAAUACCAGCAGUGAUAAUAUCUAAGAGGAUUUAUUUUAAAUUAAUUUUUGCUUUAUAUAUUUUAACAGGAGAGAGAAACUUACAGUAAAUGUAAUUAAAAGGAUAAAUAUACAGGAAUAAUUGUUUUGUUUUUUUCAGUUUGGCUCUUGUGGGUUGAAAAACAAAAAAAUGUAAAUUCACCAAAAGAACGAAAAUACUCUAAGUACAAAUAUUAAAACAUGGGCGUUAUAAAAACAAUCAAGGUAGUGAAUUUACAAAGUUACAUGUUUUAAUUUUUGAGAAGCACAAAUUAAACAUCUCUUGACACCCACAGAGGUGUGACUGCUCCACAGUGGAGAGAAUGAACGGAACAAAGACGGCGACUGAAGCCAAGCAUCUUUUUGGCAUCUCUCAGCGGUAAACAGAUUCUUAUUAGGUGGCAGCAGAAAACUUUUUUUUUUCUGAAGUUGACACAUGGCAAGAAUCGUAGAUUAACAUCGAAAAUGUUAAAAUGGUGCUAGUGACACCUCGACUUGCAGAGGAAUGUAACUUCCUGUGCAGCUGUCAAGGAAGGCUUUCCAGCACCUCAGGCUGCUGCUGCUGCUGCUGCUGCUGCUGCUGCUGCUGCUGCUGCUGCUGUUGUUGCUGUUGCUGUGUCUGAACCUCUGCUAAUAGAGCGUUCAAUUAAAAGGGGCGCACAUGGAAAACACUUAGAAAAUGUUUAUAAUUAGCCACAGUCACCAUAAAAUAGGGUUAAUGAUAAAUUUGCAAUAGUAACCAUUUGUUUGCUACAGUCUGGGUUUUUGAACAAAAAACAUGUCUUUAACUUGAAGGCUGUCCUGAAGUUGUUUUUUGUUGAAGCAAAAAAAA
Molecule: messenger RNA, 15914 nt
Organism: Cynoglossus semilaevis (tongue sole)
Lineage: Eukaryota; Metazoa; Chordata; Actinopteri; Pleuronectiformes; Cynoglossidae
Gene: tox3
Product: TOX high mobility group box family member 3
Exons: 11
Coding region: 761-2554 (597 amino acids)
Biological process (GO): regulation of transcription by RNA polymerase II
Cellular component (GO): nucleus
Molecular function (GO): chromatin DNA binding
Source: RefSeq, a predicted model, not a curated record